Messenger RNA from Perognathus longimembris pacificus (Pacific pocket mouse), 669 nucleotides. RefSeq names its product glutathione peroxidase 1 (gene Gpx1). The record is from RefSeq and is a predicted model, not a curated record. Gene Ontology annotation, biological process: response to hydrogen peroxide; hydrogen peroxide catabolic process; glutathione metabolic process. Gene Ontology annotation, cellular component: cytosol; mitochondrion. NCBI's taxonomy places the organism in Eukaryota, Metazoa, Chordata, Mammalia, Rodentia, Heteromyidae. Gene Ontology annotation, molecular function: glutathione peroxidase activity. The transcript has 2 exons.
GGCGGAUUCGGCUCUAGAUCUUCCGCCGCGCUUUGCAGACGCCGUUCGCCAUGUGCGCCGCCCGGGCCGCGGCCUCCGCCGCCGCCUCGUCCACCGUGUACAACUUCUCGGCGCGCCCGCUGGGCGGCGGGGAGCCCCUGUGCCUGGGCUCCCUGCGGGGCAAGGUGCUGCUCAUCGAGAACGUGGCGUCGCUCUGAGGCACCACGGUCCGGGACUACACCCAGAUGAACGAGCUGCAGCGGCGGCUCGGGCCCCGCGGCCUGGUCGUCCUGGGCUUCCCGUGCAACCAGUUUGGACACCAGGAGAACGCUGAGAACGAAGAGAUUCUAAAUACCCUCAAGUACGUCCGACCCGGUGGCGGGUUCGAGCCCAACUUCACGCUCUUCGAGAAGUGCGAGGUGAAUGGCGCCAAGGCCCAUCCCCUCUUCGCCUUCCUGCGGGGGGCCCUGCCGGCGCCCAGCGACGACCCCACCGCGCUCAUGACCGACCCCAAGCUGAUCAUCUGGUCGCCCGUGUGCCGCAACGACGUGGCCUGGAACUUCGAGAAGUUCCUGGUGGGCCCCGACGGCGUGCCGGUGCGGCGGUACAGCCGCCGCUUCCCCACCAUCGACAUCGAGCGCGACAUCGAGGCCCUGCUGACCCAGGGCCCCGGCUCCGCCUGACGCGCCC